AUGAUCAUUGCCGGCACAAAAGUUGCAUGUCAGGUCGACUCUGGCGCUAGUGUCAACGUCAUUCCUGAGAAGUAUGCCAAACAUGCGCCCAUCUCACCUACCAAAACCAAAUUAGCUGUUUACAAUGGCACAUCUCUUGCUCCUAAGGGGAAAACCAUACUGACAGUUAAGAACCCCAUGACAGGAAAGUCCUACCAUUUCAGGUUCCUUGUUGUUGAGAAGAAUCUCACCCCAUUGCUGGGAAAGAAAACUUCUGAAAAGAUGGGGUUAAUCACUGUGAACUAUGAAAAUUUUGAGAGUGUUGACAAGAUCACAACGACACCAAAGUCACAUGUGCCUAUGGACUUACCAUCUUCACACAUCCUGGAUGCAUAUCCAGAUCUGUUCAGUGAGACCCAGGGCAACCUACCUGGCGUUGUACACCUUGAAGUCGACCCGACUGUUCCACCUGUCACAGCUCCUAGCGGAAGGGUACCCCAUGCAAUGAAGGACAAGCUCAGCAAGGAGUUGAAAAGGUUGACGAAAAGAGGAGUAAUCACACCAGUGGACCAACCAACUGACUGGGUCAGCCGGAUGGUCCUUGCGACAAAGAAGUCAGGCAAGCUUCGGGUAUGCAUUGACCCUCGUCCUCUCAACAAAGCACUCAAGCGAGAACUGUAUCCCUUGCCUAUUAUGGAAGAUAUCCUACCAAACUUAGCAAAUGCUAAACUGUUCUCCAAACUCGAUCUCACGGAUGCCUACUGGCAUGUCCAUCUAGAUGAAGAAUCUAGUCUACUGACAACAUUCCAGACUCCAUACGGACGUUACAGAUGGAAACUUCCAUUUGGGACUUGUGUAAGCUCAGAACUGUUCCAGAAGCGGUUGAACAUAGCUCUUGAAGGCCUUCAUGGAGUGAUUGGUGUUUCAGAUGACAUCGUCAUCUAUGGGUCAGGACACACAACGGAAGAAGCAUCCGUGGAUCAUGACAAAAACCUAAUUGCUCUGCUCAACAGGUGCUCAAUCGGUAUAAAACUAAACAAAGAGAAAGCCGAGAUCAGGAAGACAGAAAUCACAUUCCUUGGUCACAGGCUCACUAGCGAAGGUCUGAAGAUUGACCCAGAAAAGGUGAAGGCAGUCCUUGACAUGCCGAGACCAAGCAACGAAGAAGUCAGGCGACUCUGUGAUUCGUCAACUACUGUCAAAAUUUCUGCCCUGUCUGUCUCAAACACUGGAGCCGAUUCGCCAGCUGACGCGUGUUGGCGUAGAAUGGUCUUGGAGUAA
Pomacea canaliculata is the source of this 1260-nucleotide messenger RNA. RefSeq lists its product as uncharacterized. Lineage: Eukaryota; Metazoa; Mollusca; Gastropoda; Architaenioglossa; Ampullariidae. The coding region runs from base 1 to 1260 and encodes 419 amino acids. The transcript has a single exon. The record is from RefSeq and is a predicted model, not a curated record.